Molecule: messenger RNA, 1427 nt
Organism: Terrapene triunguis (Three-toed box turtle)
Lineage: Eukaryota; Metazoa; Chordata; Testudines; Emydidae
Product: zinc finger protein 135-like
Exons: 3
Coding region: 16-1266 (416 amino acids)
Biological process (GO): regulation of transcription by RNA polymerase II
Molecular function (GO): RNA polymerase II cis-regulatory region sequence-specific DNA binding; DNA-binding transcription factor activity
Source: RefSeq, a predicted model, not a curated record
CAGGAGAACUAUGAGAUGGUGGUCUUGUUGGGGUUUCCAGUUUCCAAACCUGAUGUGAUCUCGCAGCUGGAACGAGGGGACGAGCCGUGGGUCCCGGACCUCCAGGGCUCUGAGAAAGAAGUGCUCUCAAGAGCUGCCUGCACAGGGAGUGACCUAUGUUUGGAUUCUCUCGGUCUCCCAUCAGGUGAUGGGAUGGUGAGUGAGAAUGAGGACGAGAAACCCCAGCAGGAAGAUGCUGAGCAAGUAGAACAACAUGGGAUGUUAUCAGGAAGAUCCAAAAGGAAUGUUUCCGGGAGUUGUGCACUCCCAGAAAAAGCAAAAGCAUGUGAGACUCAGCAGAUGCCAGAGGAAACCUUCAGUAGCCACUCAGACCUUAUAACCCACGACAGAAUCAACUUGAAAGGGAGAUGCUACACAUGCCAUGAGUGUGGGAAAAGCUUCAGUCACAGCUCUGCCCUUAUCACACAUUGUAGAAUCCACACAGGAGAGAAGCCCUACACAUGCGCUGAGUGUGGGAAAAGCUUCAAUCGGAGCUCACACCUUAUCUCACAUAGGAGAACCCACACUGGAGAGAAACCGUAUACGUGCUCUGAGUGUGGGAAAAGCUAUAGUCAGCAUGCAAAUCUUAUCACACAUCAGAGAAUCCACACACGAGAGAUGCCCUACACGUGCUGUGAGUGUGGGAAAAGCUUCAAUCACAGCUCUACCCUGAGCAAACACAGGAGAAUCCAGACGGGUGAGAAACCUUAUGGAUGCUCUGAGUGCGGGAAAAGCUUCAGUCACAGCUCUGCCCUGAUCACACAUAGGAGAAUCCACACAGGAGAGACGCCCUACACAUGCUCUGAGUGUGGGAAAAGCUUUAGUCAGUGCUCAAACCUUAUCGCACAUCAGAGAAUCCACACAGGAGAGAUGCCCUACACAUGCUCUGAGUGUGGGAAAAGCUUUAAGCACAGCUCUGCCCUGAUCACACAUAGGAGAAUCCACACAGGAGAGAAACCAUAUGGAUGCUCUGAGUGCGGGAAAAGGUUCAGUCACAGCUCUGACCUGAUCACACAUCAGAGAACCCACACAGGAGAGAAGCCCUACACGUGCUCUGAGUGCGGGAAAAGCUUCAAUCAGCGCUCACACGUUAUCAGACAUCAGAGAAUCCACACAGGAGAGACGCCCUACACGUGGUCUGAGUGUGGGAAAAGCUUCAGUCGGAGCUCAAACCUUAUCACUCAUAGGAGAAUCCACACAGGUGAGAAGCCCUACACAUGCUCUUAGUGUGGGAAAAGCUUUAGUCAGCACUCACAACUUAUCUCACAUUGUAGAAUCCACACAGGAGAGACGCCCUUCACAUGCUCUGACUGUGGGACAAGCUUCAAUCGGAGCUCUGACCUGUUUAUACAUCGGAGAAUCCACACGGGUGAGAAACCUUAUGGAUG